Physeter macrocephalus (sperm whale) is the source of this 6889-nucleotide messenger RNA. RefSeq names its product solute carrier family 4 member 1 adaptor protein (gene SLC4A1AP). The record is from RefSeq and is a predicted model, not a curated record. Lineage: Eukaryota; Metazoa; Chordata; Mammalia; Artiodactyla; Physeteridae. Gene Ontology annotation, molecular function: protein binding; mRNA binding.
AGAGGGAGGCGUGGAGAGGAAUGUAGAGACCGAGGGGGUGAGGUUUCCCAGGAACAGAUUUCGAGGCUGCACGCAUUUGAUGAUGGCUGCUAGUCCCUCUCAGUCCAAGCCGCUGGCUUCGCAGGAACUUAAUGGCGACUUCAAGAAGCCAGGCCUGCCCUUGCCCCCGGCGGUGCGGGGCAAAACCCCAGCCACCAGUCCUUCAAACCCUGAGGAGGUAAAGAAGGAAAGGCCCACGGCGCUGCCGGACUCCGAUUCCGCGGAGCCUGAAGUCCCGCCAGCCCUGCUGGACAGCGGGGAGACUAGGGGUCCAGCGGAAGAGCAGCCGCGGCCCCCCACAGCGGCUCCUUCCACUGGCGGCCCGGCCCGGGCUCCCCCUUACCGAGAGCCUCCGUGGGGCGGCCCCGCCACGGCCCCCUACAUCCUAGAGACACUGAAGGGCGGCACCAUCCUUGGCACCCGGAGUUUGAAAGGGAUGAGUUGCUGUCUUUUUGGGAGGCUCGCUAGCUGCGACGUGUGCCUGGAGCCUCCUUCGGUGGUCUCUCGCUACCACGCUGUGCUGCAGCACAGGGUGUCCGGUCCCGAGGCAGAAUGCGACGGCCAAGGGCCUGGCUUCUACCUCUACGAUUUGGGAAGCACCCACGGCACUUUUCUGAACAAAACCCGCAUCCCCCCCCGCACUUAUUGUCGGGUCCACGUCGGGCAUGUUCUUCGCUUUGGAGGCAGCACCCGGCUCUUUCUUUUUCAGGGACCAGAGGAAGACCGAGAGGCAGAAUCUGAGUUGACAGUAACGCAGUUGAAGGAAUUGCGCAAGCAGCAACAAAUGAUGUUGGAGAAGAAGAUGCUGGGAGAAGACUCAGAUGAAGAAGAGGAAACGGAUACAGCUGAAAGAAAGAGAAAUACUAGUAGUCAAGAUGAUGAAAUGGGCUGCACCUGGGGAAUGGGAGAAGAUGCUGUAGAGGAUGAGGCUGAAGAGAACCCCAUUGUCUUAGAGUUUCAGCAGGAAAGAGAGGCCUUUUAUAUAAAGGAUCCAAAAAAGGCUCUCCAAGGUUUUUUUGACCGAGAAGGAGAAGAAUUAGAAUAUGAAUUUGAUGAACAGGGUCAUAGCACUUGGCUUUGCAGGGUGAGAUUACCUGUGGAUGAUUCAACUGGAAAACAGCUAGUGGCUGAGGCUAUUCACUCAGGAAAGAAAAAAGAGGCAAUGAUCCAGUGCUCACUGGAAGCUUGUCGAAUCCUUGAUACUUUGGGAUUGCUGCGUCAGGAGGCAGUAUCUCGGAAAAGGAAAGCCAAGAACUGGGAAGAUGAAGACUUUUAUGAUAGUGAUGAUGACACAUUUCUUGAUCGGACUGGCCUGGUUGAAAAGAAGCGUCUGAACCGAAUGAAGAAGGCUGGGAAGAUUGAUGAGAAGCCAGAGACCUUCGAAUCAUUGGUUGCAAAGUUAAAUGAUGCUGAAAAGGAACUCUCUGAAAUUUCUGAGAGACUGAAAGCCUCCGGCAAAGCUCUAUCAGAGUCACCAUCUCAGGACUCUUUAGAUGCGUUCAUGUCAGAAAUGAAAUCAGGGAAUGCAUUAGAUGGUGUGUCCCGGAAGAAACUUCACCUGAGAACUUUUGAACUGAGAAAAGAACAGCAGAGACUUAAAGGGUUGAUAAAAAUUGUAAAGCCAGCAGAGAUUCCAGAACUAAAAAAAACUGAAAGUCAGGCUACAGAUGGAGAAAACAAAGCUAAAAAGCUUACACUGCCUCUCUUUGGUGCCAUGAAAGGAGGAAGCAAAUUCAAAUUAAAAACUGGAACAAUAGGGAAGUUACCCCCCAAGCGUCCAGAACUCCCUCCAACUCUAAUGAGAAUGAAGGAUGAGCCUGAAGUGGAAGAGGAGGAGGAGGAGGAGGAGGAGGAAGAAGAGCAAGAGGAGAAAGAAAAGGAGGAGCAUGAAAAGGAGAAAAUGGAGGCGGGAAGCAGUAGGCUACAGCAGGAGAUAGAGCCAGAAGGAGCAGUGCAGGAAGCAGGUCCUCCCACAGAUUUCACAUGUUCUAAAGAAACAAAAAAUCAUGAAAACGUGUCUCAACUCGGCCAAGUGGAACAGAAUAAAGGUUACCAAGAGAUUAGAGAGACAGCUGCAUCGUGUGAGGAACCCUCAGCAUCAAAAAAUGAAUAUGAGAAAAGCAGAGAUGAAUUGAAGAAAAAGAAAGCUCCUGGUCUAGGCAAACUUCCACUGACACUUUCCUCCAACUAUCCAGAAGAUGAUCCAGAUUACUGUGUGUGGGUCCCACCUGAAGGCCAAAGUGGAGAUGGCAGGACCCAUCUUAAUGAUAAGUAUGGCUAUUGAUUGCUUCCGAAUCCUAAAGGAAGACCUUGUGGACCAUGUGACAUGGGAUAUUUAGGGUAAUAUAUCAAGUUGAAUGUCCAGAGAAGGAGUUCAGAUGAUCAUUUGUAAAAUCUGGUGACUGGCCUUUUCUUCUGUGCUCUUGGCUUCCUAAAUUUAUCUACCCAUCUGAUUCUCUUGAAUUUGGUAUUUAUGUUUAAAAGUGUUUGUGUAUGUAUGUAAAAAGGAACCAUAUAUUUUGAGAAUUAGUAAAGUGAGAGACAUGACUCUGUUAAAUAAGAAGGUGAAGAUGUCUCAUGUUUAUUUAAGGCUACAGUGUCUGUCUUAAGCUUUAGGGACUGUGCUUUUACUGAGCAAUAGGGUGCUUCUGGCAGUUAGACUUUAGGAUUCACUGGUAAUUGCCUCCUCAAAUAAGUGUUGAAAUAUGAGGUCAUGCCAGGGUGUAACCCUGAGUGUCUCUGUCAUUCUUGGAACUAAAAAUGUAUCUACACAGUGGGGGCUUCCUAUUCCCUCUCACUAUAAUCCUCCUGCCAGGUUUGAGAACACACCCUGACUUAUGAGGACACAGUUCAGGACCACAGCACACCUUGUGCACUCAGGCACUGAUGCUGAUAAAAACUCAGCCCUUUGAAUAUCUUGGACUCUGACCAGUUAGGUUAGUCACUCCUCCUCUUGUGGAAAGGUGCAAAUAAGGUCACAAAAUGAAAAGCUGGAUGUGUUCUGCCCACUAUAGGGUUUCUCACCUCUGUAGAGAGGGGAGUAAAAGUUCCUUCCCCUCUGGAAACAUGAAGAAAUGCAAGAAUAUGUCUUAUUCCCACCUCGCCCCCCACUUCCCAUCAUCGGUGCCUCACUUCCACAGGAAAGGAAAGCCUAAGAGUGGAAACAAGGUGGAAAACCAGUGGAUUAUGCUGGAGGCAGACAUAGUGAGCAGGCAGGAGAAUGGCUGUGGCCCAGCGAGAGGGAGUGGAUGAGGAUGAUGCUUUCCCAAUAUGGAUUAUAUGGGAUGCAUGAGGUGGGCAGGAAGCAGUAACAAGAAACUUCAGUUACCCUAACAGAUGUCUGUUCUACUAAAAAUAAGUCUGAUUUCUCAAAAAACAAUACCAGUAUUGGCAUUAUGAGAAACUAUUAUUUUGGACUUCAUUUAGACCAACAGGGAAGAACUUGUUGAUGAUGUAAGAAGUGACAGGAAUUCGGGGGCAGUGUCUGUGCCACCUUGGAUUGAAACUGCGGACUAAGGUCAGAGCCAGAUCAGUGGUCUUCAGAGGUGAAACUCCUGAUUCAAAUAGAAUUGUAUGUGGAACCCUAAUACUUGAACAGGUAAAAAAUAUGCCUGCUCUGGUUGAAUUGAGGUGGGGAUGGAUGGGGAUUGGAUGUACACAUGCAUACCUGCAUGCAUGCAAUCCUCUCCUCCUCACUCUACCCUCACAGUGACCUUGAGGAAUCCUAGGGACUCCACAGAGCAUCGUCUGCUUUAGGAAUGCAGAUAUCUAAAUGUUCUGGGAAGGGUAGGUAUGGUCCUAUGUCUUGAGAGCAUGAAAGCAGGUAGGACUCCAUUGGCCAAAAUAAAAUAUAAAUAUGUAACUUGUACAAUUAAUAUCAGUGGUCAGUGGACUUGUUUCAAAAGACCUGCACGUGAGUGUUAGCUUCUCUUUACUAAAUAGGAGAUUUGGGGACGUGACUUUUCCCUGAGCCUGAAUUCUGUCAUGUGUGAAGCAGGGACAGUAAUGCUUUUUGCUCUUUGGACCUCGGAUUUGUUCUAGGAUCAAAUGAGACCAUGUAGAUGGAUGUGCUUUACAGGGAUUUGUAGAUAUUAGUAGUUGUUAUUCAUUACAAAAAAGAGACAUAUCCUGACAUCUGGGCCGACUUACCUGUGAGAGGAGACUGGAUUAUAUCAGUGAUUCUCCACUGUAGCUGCAUAUUAGAAUUACCUAGGGAAAUUUUUGAAGUUUUUGAUUCUAAUACUAGGAUCCCAUGUCAGAUCAAUUUAAUCAGAAUCUCUGAGUUGAUCCCUUUUAAAAGCACUGCAGGUGAUUUUAAUGUGCGGCCCAUAAUGGAGAACCUCUAGAGCAGAGUCAGCAAACCAUUUUUAUUAAUGGCCAGGUAUUUGAGGCUUUGCAAGCCAUAUAAUCUGUCGCAACUACUCAGCUCUGCCAUUGGAGUGCAAAUGGCAUAGGCAGUAUACAAACGAAUGAGUGUGACUGUGUUCCAAUAAAUAUUUACUUAUAAAAACAGGUGGCAGGACUUCCCUGGUGGUCCAGUGGCUAAGACUCCAUGCUCCCAAUGCAGGGGGCCCGGGUUCCAUCCCUGGUCAGGGAACUAGAUCCCACAUGCCGCAACUAAAGAUCCCGCACGCCACAACUAAGACCCAGCACGGUCAAAUAAAUAAAUAAAUAUUUUAAAAACGAAAACAGGUGGCAGGCCAGGUUUGGCCCACUCAGCUCUAGGCUAAUUCAUCUUUGGGGUCUCACCUGACUCAAGAUGUUCAUUACAGUGUCUUUAGGAUAUUUGAAAAGUUUCUAUUCAGAAGGCUAAUUACCCCCUCCUGAACUGUAUGGGUUGCAGUUUUUUGGUUACCAGAAAUUAAAGUGAUCUAGUCUCCUUUUCACAGAAACGAAAGCAAGGUUAUUAGUCAUUACAAAAAAUAUUGUUACAGCAAGAACGCAACAGGUUAUCUGUAAGCAGGGUGUCCCUGGUCUCUCCUGGCCUCCCCAGGAAUUCUGUAUCAUAUCUGCCUCUGUAUUUAAAGAGCAACGGGAAGCCACUGGGAUGUUAGUGAUAGUGAAAUGAUCAGAUUUGGGUCUUUAAAAGAACACUUAAGCUACAGGUUGGAGGAAGGAUGGAAGAGGGCAAGAGGAUGCAGGAAGACCAGUCAAAAGUCUGCUGCAGAGAUCCAGGUGAAAGAUGAUGGCAGCUUGAACUAAGUGGAGAUCGAGAUACAAAGAUAGAAAUGGGUCCCUGCAAUAUUUUAACAAGUAGAAUGGCUGAGACUGAGUGAUGGAUUGUCUGGGAGUGAAGGGAGAAGGAGGCUGGAGGGUAAUUCCUAGAUCGCUGGCUUAUACAUCUGAAUGGCGGAUGGCGUCAUUUGCUGAGAUGAGGGGACACUGGAGGAGGACCAGGUGGAGGUGGAGGAGAUCGUGAAUUCCAUUUGGACAAGUUGAAUUUGAUGUCCCUUUAAGACAUCUAAGUAAAGGUGUCCAGAAAGCAGUUGAAUAUAGAGGUCUGGAUCUCAAGAGAGGGCUAGAGAACAGUUUCAGUCUUCUACCAGAUGAGCCUAAGAUUCAGGUGAUUUUGAAGACCAGGUGGCAGGCACGAAUUUUGCAGGCAGACCCCAGUCUUGGACAACUAGUCUCCAUAUCUUUGGUAUUGGGAACAGUUUUUCUUGGCUAUGGGUACUCAUUUAUUUGGGGAAAAAGUAAAGUAAGUGGUACAGUAAACAACAUUCUGGAAAGAAAGGUCAGGGGUGUGAGUGUAACUUUAAAACAAAUCUCUUUGUCUGCUUUAGGACAUUUCUAAGGAUUUUGCAUAGUGCCUGGUAUAUGCAAUAAAUGUUUGUUGAGUGCCUGCUAUAAAUAUUUUCCCUGGAAUUGUCCCAAUCUAGCAUAGGAAGUAUGAAGUCCCAUUAUUUCCUUAUAGCCCAUUACAAGCCUUUACCCAUUACUACUUCACUGUAGCUGGAUGGAGUUAACUCUUUGGGAAAUAAUGACACAAUUCCUAUCAAACUUUGAAGUCUUAGCCACAGCCUGGGGAUCUGUUGCUUUACCAUUGAAAUGCUGCCACCUCCCGGAUAGGGUGUGACAAGUGACCAGCAGCUGUGGACGGCUUCCUGAGAGAGGGAGCCAGAGGGAAGGAAGCCCGCCAGCCCUGUGGCAAUCAAAAGCAGGAAUGCAAACCCCUGGCGCGGCUGAGCUCCCGUACAACGUCUGGUCCAUCCCUGUUUGGACCAAACCAGGUUUGACAAACUGCUGGGAAAUGACGUAAAACUCUCCUUGACCUUUGUGGAGGGUGGGUCGCGGCAUCAAACUGGUAUCAUGUCUUCUUGUGACAGGCUGCUCUUUGAUCAUGAGAUUCCUCAUUUGAUGUGGGCAUUGAGAACCAUUUUCAAGAUUUCUUCUCAGCAAUCUGAGAGGACUGUGCCCUGCUUUGGUUUUAGAGGUUUGUCACUACGACAGUCCAGGGUGGGACUGAGACCUCUAUUCCACGGGAGACCAGAAGUCUUUCUCCCCCCAAGAGGACCUGGCACUGAUGACAGGUUUGAGGGCUCAGCAUGUGAGGGGACAGUGGUUCCCACUGAAUGUAGCUUCACCUUCUUCAUCCUCCAAAUCAAUCUUUUUUUUUUUAAUUUCAAGUCUUCAUAGAAUUUAUUUGUAAUACAUUUUAAUGAAGUAUCAAUAAAAUUGAUGAUAUGACUGAACAGAUUUCUAUUUCAUUUGGAAAGUGUGAGAAAUAUGUAGUGUGAAAUUUUUAUAGAUUUAAUAAUAACUCUCUAUCUGAACUUAGUCUACAUUCUUGGUUCUGACCAUACUAAUUGCCAAUUUCACAUGGAAUCUUAAGUGUAGCGUUUAGAGUCUU